This is a messenger RNA of Magnusiomyces paraingens, 3177 nucleotides long. RefSeq lists its product as uncharacterized. Gene Ontology annotation, cellular component: nucleus; CAF-1 complex. Lineage: Eukaryota; Fungi; Ascomycota; Dipodascomycetes; Dipodascales; Dipodascaceae. Gene Ontology annotation, molecular function: protein binding. The coding region runs from base 1 to 3177 and encodes 1058 amino acids. The transcript has a single exon. Gene Ontology annotation, biological process: nucleosome assembly; DNA replication-dependent chromatin assembly. The record is from RefSeq and is a predicted model, not a curated record.
AUGAAGGCUAAGGCUUUGACCAUUCACUGGCAUCAGGACAGCCAGCCCAUUUAUUCGGCUCAUUUCCAGCCACUGCCUCCUGGAGUCUCCCCUGUUGGCGUAUUGUCGCGCAGGCUCGCGACCGCUGGCGGCGAUAACAAUGUGCGUCUUUGGCGUGUUAACUUGGCAGAUCCCAGUCAUCCAACCUAUCUUGCAACUCUUGCCAAACAUACUCAAGCUGUAAAUGUUGUACGUUUUGACCCAAAGGGUACAUUGUUAGCUUCUGCUGGCGAUGAUGGCACUAUUAUUUUAUGGACUCCAGAAGUUUCAGCCAGUGCUUCUGGAUUUGGUACAACAACAGCUUCUUCUAUCAAGCCUGCUUUUGGAGCUUCUGAAGACACUGCAGGAGCUGAAGACAAAGAAUCCUGGCGUAUUUUGCGCAUUUGCAGAACCAGCAUUGCAGAGAUUUACGACUUGGCAUGGUCGCCAGAUUCGGCCUAUAUACUAGCUGGUUCUAUGGACAAUGUUGCACGCGUAUAUAGCGCUGCAACAGGUCAAUGCGUUCGUGAGUUGGCUGAGCAUUCUCAUUAUGUUCAAGGUGUUGCUUGGGACCCUCAUAAUGAGUAUAUUGCUACUCAGUCAUCCGACCGCAGUGUUCAUAUCUAUUCUCUCAAGACCAAAGAUGGUGUCUACAUUCUUGGAGGAGGAGCAGCAGCAGCAACAACAGCAACAGUAGCAACAGCGGCAGCGACAGCAACAGCAGCAACGGCAGCUUCAACAGCAACAGCGUCAGCAAACAGUUCUAACUCAAGUUUGAGUGUUUCAGGUUCUUCAAUAUCUGCUCCUCAUCAUAAAAUUGCUCGAGCAGAUCUCCCAGUUCGAAUAUUGACAGCACCUAAUACCAACAAUAAUAAUAGCAUACCCUUACAAGAUUCGGCUUUGCACCCUCCAGCGUCUAAAUUCCGAGCAUCAGCUUCUCCUUCUCCUCAUCUUUCGGCGUCAUCAGCUCCUCAUUCAUUAGCACCUCCAACGCCAACAUCUCUCAGUGAACUGACAGGUCCUUCUUCUGUAGCUUCUCCAGAAAGUUAUCAUUCAGAUACAUCUAUAGGACCUGGGUCUGUUGUUUCCUCCUUGACUUCUAGUAAAACUUCAGCUAUGAACCCACCAGCGCCAAAAUCAAGUCAUUCUCGCAAAUCUUCUUUUGGUUCUUCCUCCUCGGCCACUUCUACACCUAGCGCCACAACAGCCACUGUAUCCUCAACCUUAACAAACUUUGGCUUUUCAAGCAACUUAGGUAGUGACAGCAACAAUAACAGCAAUGCAAAUAGUAGUAAUAGCAGCAACAACAGCAACAGUAGCAGCAACAGUAGCAGUAGCAGUAGCAGCAACAAUAAUAACACUGGAACCCCCAUUCCAACUAGCUCAAAUUCCGCGCCAUUGCUGCCGCCGCCACCGCCGCCACCACCUUCUUCAUCAACAUCAAACCACCCACAAUCACCUAUCAGCACUGCAUCGUCUAGUCGGCCAUCGUCUCCUUCACCGUCAUUCCUUCCACUUCCAGCAGUACGAUCCAUUGGGUCCCCGAGCGUUGCAAUGUCAAUGAUGCUCUCGCGAUCGUCUUAUCUUUAUCACAGUGAAACCCUUGUAUCCUUUUUUCGCCGUCUUACAUUUUCCCCAGAUGGUAGUUUACUCCUCACUCCUUCAGGAAUGUUUAAAUAUGCAGCUCAUGAUGCAUUUGACCGAUUGGGGACACCAACGGUUCCAGCGCCUGCUCCACUAACAAACAACCCCUUGGGGUCUGGUUCUUCUUCAGGAGAAGAUGUUACUAACACUGUUUACAUCUACACUCGUGCGGGCCUUAAUCGACCUCCAGUAGCACAUCUUCCUGGUUUGAAAAAACCAUCAUUAGCAGUAGGAUGCUCGCCGGUGUUUUACAAACUGCGAAAUACUCCUAGAGCCGUUGCAAAACCCGUUGUUACUAUGACUUUUGACAAUAAAUCUCUUGAAGACACAGAUUCAACUGUCCCCUCGGCUGCACCUUCCCCUGUGCCAUCAUACAUUAGUCCGCACCCACUCAAUUCUCCAAACUCCAAAAUCCGUAACCCGAGGUCUACCCCAGAACCGCCAUCGGCCACGCCACCACCAAUACAGCAAUCUCAGCAGCUUUCAGCACCCGUAUUUUCGCUAAAGUAUCGCAUGGUCUAUGCUGUUAUUACUCAAGACACUGUGAUUGUUUACGAUACAGAACAGCGACAGCCUUUAUGCGUUGUAUCCAACCUCAACUACUCUGCAUUCACCGAUUUGACCUGGUCUCCAGACGGAAACAUUCUUCUCGUAACUUCUACGGAUGGGUUUUGCUCCGUCAUUAUUUUUGAAAAUGGUGAGCUUGGCGAGCGUUAUACUGAUCCCAUCCCCGCACCACCAGCCUUUUCUUCCAGUAAUUAUCAUCAGUUCAAGUUAAGUGGACAGCCAUCUUCUUCCUCAAACACUUCACAUUCUACUUAUCCUCAUGGUCAUACCCUUAGUCAUCAUCAUCCACCAAACCCCUCGCUUUUCCAAUUGCCCAUUCAUUCUCCUCGCAAGCGUACUUCGGAUCCUCGCCCGCCGCUUCCUUCUACUGCACUAGUAGCUGCUGCCGCAGCGCAGGUCGCCGCGGCUGCAGGAUCUCCUCAAUCUACAACCACUACUACAAACAGUAGCCGAGCAAGCAGCAGAGCAAGUAGUCCUGCAGCAUUUGGUGGAUCUUUGGGUGGAACUUCUGGAAACACACCUAGCAGCGGAUUCUUUUUCGGAGGACCAUUGGUACCUCCUUCAAGUUCUCUCGGGCCUCCAUCUCAUAUUCAAUCAGCUACUAGUGCUACUGGUUCAUCGAACGCAGGACCAGUUCCUGUUGUGUCUCCUAUGCCAUCGAUAGUUGGUCAUGGAACAGGUGUUGGUUAUAAUACACCCCCACACACACCUGUUCCAUUAGGGCAAGCUCAGUUGGCCACUACAAGUGUUCCAUCUCCUGUCUCUUCUUCAUCAACUUUACCAACUCAGCAUUCUACUUCUCCUAAUAAAGCUGAAGCGGGAACUACUAGCUCAAAUAGCAACCCAAGCGUUAUACUGAAGCGUCCCGGACAAGGAUCGAGUACAGAUGACUCUAAAAAGAAAAAAAAGCGGAGAAUUGCCCCCACAUUAAUUGGGAAAAUUGAAUAA